Molecule: messenger RNA, 306 nt
Organism: Oikopleura dioica
Lineage: Eukaryota; Metazoa; Chordata; Appendicularia; Copelata; Oikopleuridae
Source: the annotation of a GenBank genome assembly
AUGACGAUUAAUGUUAUUUAUUCCCCAGGAAAUGCAUAUCACAUGUCCAGGAAAGAAAUAAUCGACUGGGUCAAUGAUACCCUUCAUACAAACAUCGUCAAAAUUGGCGAGCUCGGCGAGGGAUCUCAUUAUUGCCAAUUGCUUGAUAUGAUCUUCCCCGACCUAGUUCAAAUGCGAAAAGUUAAAUGGAAUUGCAAGCACGAAAUCGACAAAAUCAACAAUUUCAAAGUCUUGCAAGAAGCCUUCAAGCUCGCUGAAAUCGACAAGAAAAUUCCGAUUAAUGACUUGACAAAGAAACGAUUUUGA